CCAGCGCUACCUCACCAGCUUCCGAGUACUGGAACUAAAAGAGCUACUGAAGCAGUGCGGCCAAUCAACAAAGGGACGGAAAUCGGACUUGUUCCAGCGCGCAAACGACAUGCUGCAAUUCGGGAGUCCCAAGAUUCAGACCAAAAUUAGGGAGAUUUACGACAAGUCAAACAGUCGACGACAGCUCAGUUACGGAAGAUCGGGGCAUAAGAUUUGCUCUCUCCGGUAAAGAGCGGAGAGUCAGUGAUAAAGAGCACCUCUCGGGCACACAUUGUGCAUCCAGAUGUGAAGUUUAAGGCUCAUCCCUUCUUCUCCAAGUUGGAGACCAUCAUAAGACCCACAGCACUGGGUUAUAUCAUCCGCAGUGUCAGGCCACAGCAGUGUGAGUAUGAAAGUAAAGUUUCAUCUCACUCCUCAGCAGAUACACCAGAUAUACAUCUCCAAGACAUCAACCGGGACGUACCAGACACAGGUAUUAGUGAGGUUUUGCCUCCAAGAGACGACUUGUGACCAGAACGACUACUACCCCAAGCAGUGCUACGUGAACGUCAACAGUCACAACUGUCCCAUUGCUGGCUACCAUCCUCACCUGUCCACCAGACCAGACUACAAGAGAACCGGACAGCCUGUUAACAUCACAAACUUUGUCAAGACGAGUCCGACUGAGAUCAAUGAGGUCACCAUCUUCUGGGCCCCUGACUUCAUGCUACCACUGGGCUACUGUGUAGGUAUAGAGAUUUCAAAAGUCGUUUCUUCGUCUGAUCUCCUGCAAGGUCUCAAGGCGAAGGGCGUGCGAAGUUCUGAUAUGUCAAGAGCACUGGUCAAAGGGAAGUUUACAGUUGAUAAGGACUCUGAAGUGGCUGCUACUAGCAUGAAGGUGUCACUCCUUUGCCCGAUUGGAAAGAUGAGAAUGAGUUAUCCAUGCAGAACCACCAGCUGCACUCACCUUCAGUGUUUCGAUGCCAGCAUCUUCUACCAGAUGAACGAAAAACGGGCGAGGUGGGUGUGUCCGGUAUGCGACAAGCCAGCACUGCCUGAAGAUCUGUUCGUUGACGGGCUGUUCAUGGAGAUAUGUCAGAACAGUCCGUCCUCUGACACUAUCAUAGAGUUCAUGGCGGACGGCUCGUGGAAACCAUCCACUGAGACCUCAGGUACCUGUCUGAAUGUGGACACUCCUGAAAAGAGAGGAAGCUCUCCCAUUUCCCUGGAUUCUUCGGACGGCAAAAGGAAGAGCGACAUCGUUGUGAUUGAUUUGACUGCCAGUAGCGACAAAGAAGACAAUGGUGGAACCACGCAGGUCGACGAUGAGGAAGAAGAUGAAGAAGAGGAGGAGGAGGAGAGACAAGAGAGGAGGAGGAACACAUCCAGCCAACGUGAUGUCCAUUCACUUACCACAGAGAGACGGGGAUCUGAGGACGCUGACUCUGAUACUGGUCCCUCCUCAAAUUCCUCUGCCACGGUCUCGGCCUCCUCACCCCCUGUCGCCCUCUCCCUCCAACCAUCCGCCUUCCCCCGCCUCUCCGUGGCCCUCAUUCACAGCGACCACGCCCCUUCUUCCUCCUCACACCCUCCCCUCACCACCUCAUCCUCACAAUCUUUCACCAUCUCCCUUCCCACACCCUCGCAGGCCAGCAGAAGAAGAUCACUCACAUCUCCAACUUCAUCCGCUCGUCUCCAUCUCUCGUCCUCAUCAGCUGUCUCUCCUGCAGAUUCACAAGCCACUACCCCAACCGCAGCUUCUUCAUCUCGGCCGACGUCAGUUAUUAUUGAGGGGCGACCUCACCCCAGUAGUAAUAACAACCAGGACUCGGGUAGAGGUCAAGCGUAGCAUGAGAACAAGGAGAUCUAGCAGAAGAGGCAUUUGUGAAGGUCUGUUUUAUUGCCCCUACCGUCCCCUCUGCUUUCUAUCUCCCCCUCGUUCUCUCAACAAGAAGAAGAACUGAAUCAAAAACAGUGAUUGACUGAUUGAUGCACAGUGAUUCAUGACCAUGAUUUUAUUCUCCCAAUAUUGUAGUUUCAAUUGAUGACAACAUUAUGAACAUGCUUCGUGCUGGUCUUUUACCUAUGGUAUGUUGAAGAGCCACAUUACUGUAUAAUGUAAAGCGGGAAACUUGAUUUUCCUGGCAAAAUAUUCAAGUGCAAAAUAUGGAGAUUGCCGCUGUAAAAAUAGCUA
This is a messenger RNA of Geodia barretti, 2173 nucleotides long. Lineage: Eukaryota; Metazoa; Porifera; Demospongiae; Tetractinellida; Geodiidae. The record is from the annotation of a GenBank genome assembly.